Morone saxatilis (striped sea-bass) is the source of this 2341-nucleotide messenger RNA. It is a transcript of the gene cyp27c1, whose product is annotated as cytochrome P450 27C1. Gene Ontology annotation, cellular component: mitochondrial inner membrane. Lineage: Eukaryota; Metazoa; Chordata; Actinopteri; Moronidae. Gene Ontology annotation, biological process: cholesterol metabolic process; cortisol metabolic process; glucocorticoid biosynthetic process. Gene Ontology annotation, molecular function: iron ion binding; monooxygenase activity; oxidoreductase activity, acting on paired donors, with incorporation or reduction of molecular oxygen. The record is from RefSeq and is a predicted model, not a curated record.
GCACAUCCAAUCCUCUUCCACUCCUGAGGUUUUACAAGCAGCUAUUUAAACGCGUUCCACAAUAUAGACCCAUCCAACAUUACUUUACAUUACCACACACGGAGGACUGCGUUACGUGCCGGGAACUUCCAUUUGCAGCUGCACUUUGAGACUUUGCAGAAGACUCAGUGCAUCGCAUCGUGUUUUCUCACGGCAACACCGAGAAGCAUCCAGAAGAAUGGCAAUGAUGAAUCAUUUUACGGCAGCAUGCAGGAAGAAUCUUCAGGGCGACGGGCUAAAUAAGCAGCUGUUCUUCAUUGUGCGCGCUUUGCACAAGUCAGCAGCAAGCGAGUCUUUUGGGAUCGCCGCGAAUGGAGAAGAAGCCAUGCCUAAAGGAUUUCCCACACCAGAGGAUGUCGGCGAGAAAACCGCAAUCAAGACCCUGAAGGAGAUGCCUGGACCCAGCACCCUAUCCAACCUGAUCGAGUUCUUCUGGAGAGAUGGGUUUAGCCGAAUUCACGAAAUUCAGUUGGAGCACAGGAAGAUGUAUGGCAAAAUUUUCAAAUCCCGUUUUGGGCCCCAGCUGGUGGUCUCGGUGGCAGACCGUGAUCUGGUGGCUGAGGUGCUGAGGGCCGAGGGUGUGGCCCCUCAGAGAGGUAACAUGGAGUCCUGGAAGGAGUACAGAGACCUGAGAGGCCGUUCCACUGGCCUCAUCUCAGCUGAGGGAGAAGACUGGCUGAAGAUGCGGAGCGUGCUCAGACAGCUCAUCAUGCGUCCUCGUGAUGUUGCAGUUUUCUCUGAUGACGUGAACAACGUGGUAGACGACCUGAUCAAGAGAGUUUGUAUUCUGCGUACCCAGCAGUCUGACGGAGCAACUGUCCACAAUGUGAAUGACCUCUUCUUCAAAUAUGCCAUGGAAGGUGUUUCAGCCAUUCUGUACGAGUGCCGAUUAGGCUGUUUGGAAAACAAGAUUCCCAAGGAAACCCAAGACUACAUCGAUGCACUGCACCUCAUGUUCAGCUCCUUCAAGACAACUAUGUAUGCCGGGGCGAUCCCCAAGUGGCUGCGGACUAUCAUCCCCAAACCAUGGGAGGAGUUCUGUCUCUCCUGGGAUGGCCUCUUCAGAUUCACGUCGAUAAUGAGGACUUUCAAAGAGAUGUUCAGCCAGCUGGAGCAGGGAAAGGAAAGUGAAGGGGCCGCUCACACACGCGUCGUUACCAAGGAGGAUGAACUCCUAGAGGAGAAGUUCUACGCCAACGUAACAAAGAUGCUACUGGCUGGGUGCGACACGCGGUGUACAUCCUUCACACUUUCAUGGGCCAGCUACCUGCUAGCACGGCACCCUGAUAUACAGCAGCAAAUCUUUACAGAAGUGACGACGACUCUGGGACCUGGAGCAAUCGCCACGGCUGACGAUGUCCCUCGUCUGCCUCUCAUCAGAGGGCUUGUCAAAGAGACUCUCAGGCUUUUUCCAGUUCUCCCAGGCAAUGGACGGGUUACCCAGGAUGACUUGGUGGUGGGUGGAUACUUCAUCCCCAAAGGGACUCAGUUGGCCCUCUGUCACUACGCCACAUCUUUGGAAGACGAGAACUUCUCUGAAUCUACAGACUUCCGACCGGAUCGCUGGAUACGCAAAGAUAACACAGAUCGUGUCGACAACUUUGGCUCGAUUCCCUUUGGCUACGGCAUCAGGAGCUGCAUUGGCAGGAGAAUAGCAGAGUUAGAGAUGCAUCUAGCUCUCAUACGGCUCAUUCAAAGGUUCCAAAUCGGUGUGUCUCCUCUCACAGCUGACAUCAAGGCCAAAACCCACGGCCUGCUCUGCCCUAGUGCCCCCAUCAACCUGCAGUUCAUUGACAGGAAAAACUAGAUGCAGUUUCCUCUCCAUUAGGUCUACUGUACUUUGUUUUUACAGCGCUAAUUCAUCAUUAGUUUUUUUGUAAAUACAAUGCAUUUAGUAGACCUUCCAAUGUUAUAUUGUAGACACUAACCUGCAACUGAGGUUUUACUCAGAAAUAUGUCUCACCUUCUGUUCAUUAGUGUGGCGAAAACUAAAGUAGUACUGGUAAUUUAAAGAUAAAAGCUGUUAUAUGCACACCGAUCAAGCAUAACAUUAUGACCACAGACGUGAAGUGAAUAACACUGAUUAUCUGGUUAUCAUGGCUUCUGUUGGUAACAUUUUGUCCUCAAAGUUGUGUUAGAAGCAGGAAAAAUGGGCAGUUUUUUAAGAUUGUGUCACAAACCACAAUUUUGUUGGUUAUUUUUUUUUUUUCUGUCACCAGAAUGUUUAAUCACUAAAGCAGCAUUACAUGCUUUUAAUCCAUGUACUGUAUAUCAAUGAAACAAGAAAUACACAGCUAGAAAA